UAGAAAGCAGCUUUCUCUCACUAAACUUUGACUCAAUUUCACUUGUGAAUAUUUUAAGUAAUGAUGAAAUGAAUAUAAAUUCUUUCGCAAGUUGAAGAUUGACAACAACCAUGUUCAAAUUCUGCUUAAUUUCUCAAGAUAAUCUGAUGGAGUGGUAUCCUAGAAGUGGUAUGGAUGAUCUUGUUGUUCCAAAGGAUCAAGAUUUGUUAGACAGGCUUCCAUUAUCUCCAGAAAUCUGGUUUUCCCCUGAAAGUUCAUUGUCACCUAUCAAAUUCUCUAAUGCUGAUAUGAACAAGACUGAGGAAGAAUUCGACUUCAAUGGUUUUUAUAAUGAAGUUGAGGUGGACAUUUCUGUCCAGGAUAAAGAUCAUUAUAGCGGUUCAAGUGUUUGUGGAGGAUUACUGGAGGAGUCUCUGCAAAGAACUUCACUGCCGUACAGUCAGCCAGAUUAUGAACUUGAUCCACUUACCGGGAUUGAACAAUUGGAUGACAUAUACUUGAGUUCCUUACUUGACGAUUUGCCCAGGGACGAAGACAUCCACAAGUUGUUCAGUGUGUUGCCAGCGAAUAAUUGCUUGACAGACAUGACUCUAGAUUCAAAAAGUGGUUCUAGUGACAAACUUAGUAUAGGAAGCUCCAAGUAUCUGCAAACGCAUGCAUUCUCUCCAUCCAUGGUUUGGGAUCAAGGAGAAGUUGCUGCUUCUCCAUUUUCUCCCUUCAACUCCAAGCAGAAAUAUUUCCUACCACUAAAGGCACCGCUGGUCAAACACCAAGUUCCUUCAGAGGAGAACAGUGCAAAUGAACUUGUUGCUGAUGAAACAUCACUUGAAGAGUCUGUGCUGCAGGAGCUCAGAAUUGUGAUGGAACAGAUGACUGAUAAGACACGAAUUUUCUUUCGUGAUGCCUUGUACCGGCUUGCUGAGAGCUCAAAAAAACAUGUGAUAAUAUUGAGGCAGAGUGGUGACUUUACUGCAGAAACCACACCUAGGGCAGCCGAUACACAUAUGAGGUCUAGGGAAAAGCAAGUGAUGGAAUCAGAAACCAAUGUCAUUGAUAGAACCAUUGCAAGCCUCAUGUUCAAUAAGAUGGACUUGAAUGUACAAGGUACCACCAUUGCAGCAGAAAUAUACCCGAAACAAGAAGUAAACAACAUGACAGAAUCACAAAACUACCACUCUAGCCAGCUGAACAUUCAUCAUUUUUGUCAGGCCAUGUUGGCAAGUGAAGGCUGCGAUGCUGAGGUUCCGACUGUUUAGAAACACCAACACAAAGCGCCAGCAACAUGACGGGAUGAUUUCUCGAGAACCCCUACAGAAAAUGUAUGAAAGGCUUUUAUCUUCCCGGAAAAACCUGCAGAAUUAGCAUGAAAAAUAUGUACGAGAAAAAGGUUACAAACUUCUGAACUCUUGUUCUACGCUAUGAAUUUAUAUGUACAUAUUCUAGGUCUGAGGAUCCAAGCUGCAUCAGCUCAGCUCAAUUUUGAUUGGCAAUUUGUAUUAGUUUAUAAACAUAACUUUUGUGCUACCAAAAAAUUAUUUAUGUGAUGUUGUGUUCUGUUUGAUUGUGAA
Molecule: messenger RNA, 1568 nt
Organism: Mangifera indica (mango)
Lineage: Eukaryota; Viridiplantae; Streptophyta; Magnoliopsida; Sapindales; Anacardiaceae
Product: protein LNK3-like
Exons: 6
Coding region: 111-1256 (381 amino acids)
Biological process (GO): regulation of DNA-templated transcription; circadian rhythm
Source: RefSeq, a predicted model, not a curated record